AUGGUUCUCGGAAAUGGUCUUCGUAUUAUCUGGCUGGAUACACAUAUUGGAGUUAUGGGACAAUAUAAAGCUUUGAAGCAACAAUUUAAAUCUGCUGUUCAACCAGUUGCUGCUAUGCCACCCAAUCAGAUCAAUGAACUUAUUUGCUAUUUUGAAGAAAAUGUUGCUCCAAUCGAAUUUGUUUCUACUAUUGACGAUGCAUUGGCUUUGAUUCAGUACGAGAAGGAUAAAAGAAUUAUCUUGAUUUCAUCUGGUGUACUCGGCGAACAAAUUAUUCCCAUGAUUGUUUCCGAAUAUCCACGUGUUUAUUUUUUCUAUAUUUUCUGUGGUUAUGUUCGACGUUUAGUCGAGUGGGCUCUUGAACGUGGCUACGAUCAUUGCAUGAAAAUUCUCGAUCAUGAAUCUGAUCUUCUCGUCCAUCUCACUCGUGAUAUGUCAAACGAAAUCAUUACGUUGGGACAAAGUUACAUGUCAUUGCACGAUGGAACAAGCGCACGAAAAUGUUUUGUAACUGCUGAGACGCUAGAAAUGCAAGCAAAUGCUGUAGAUGCUUUACAUAAUCGUGCUCCGUUUCUCAAACGUCUUCAAAUACUUCAAGGUCCCAAUGGACUCAUUCAACAAGCGCGCGAUUUGGGUGAAUCACAAAACUAA
Rotaria sordida is the source of this 651-nucleotide messenger RNA. The record is from the annotation of a GenBank genome assembly. NCBI's taxonomy places the organism in Eukaryota, Metazoa, Rotifera, Eurotatoria, Philodinida, Philodinidae.